AAUUACGAGUAUAAGUUCUCAUAAUAUAAAGACAACCGUUUCCUGUUGCAGGACUGCAUGGCCGUUCUUCUCUUGGUUUCGGUUGCAAGUGAGUUGCCAAGAGACUGUCAGAUUAGUUUCGAGAGGAAUUGUAUAUAAGUCAUAUCGUUAGCUAUAUUCUUUUUGUAAUCGUGUCGUUGUACUUAGAACACUUGAAGCAAGGGUGUUAUUUACUUCAUACUUGAAUACUGAACAGAAGUUUGGGUAGUACUUAUUUAUAUUUGCACUGUGAUCUAGCGAUAUAUGAGGGAUACCACGGGGAGAUCAUUGGUCUUUAUAUAACCUGAGAAACGACCUGCCACGGUCAGGACGGUCGAAUUAUUCGGGGGGAAAACUAUAUGUCGGACUAUAUGCCAUGGAUCUGGACGAGGCGCUCAAAUCCUUGGGCGAUUUCGGGCGAUAUCAGACCAUCAUUUACGUGCUCAUAUGCCUGGUCGGGCAACUCACACAGUCAUGGCAUAUGCUAGCCAUCACCUUCUUGGGGGCGGUUCCCGAGCAUCGUUGUCGCAUUCCUCCAGGGGAUGAUCCAGCGGGUGAAGAUGUCGUCAUGGACCCUUGGAAUCAUUACUAUCCGGUCGAGCAGGGCAAGUCAGAAGGCGAAGGUCCAGUAAAUUCCAGCUGUUUGAGAUUUGUGAACUUCACCGCUGGCAAUGCAACGGAGGGGUGCAUCGAUGGAUGGGUUUAUGAUGAAGAUCUCUAUGGGAAAACGAUUGCAACAGAGUGGGAUCUGGUUUGCAAUGACAAAGACAAGGUGGAUCUUUCUACUUCGAUCUUCAUGGGUGGGGUUAUGGUCGGAUCAUUAAUGUUUGGACAGCUUUCUGAUCGUUUUGGAAGGAAGCCGAUAUGGUUUAUUUCCAUCUGGGCCCAACUCGCUUUCGGUGUCGCCGUCGCUUUCUCCCCAAACUACUGGACGUUUGUCGCCCUCCGAUUCUUCGUCGGUGUUUUCGAACAGGGUAUCGACCUAACAUCUUACGUGAUGGUAACUGAGAUGUUUACACCGAGUAAGCGUGGACCAGCGGGUAUUCUUCUAACUAUAUUUUGGGCAUCAGGGAUUAUGUCACUACCAGGUUUGGCCUUCCUCCUCAAGGAUUGGGUCUAUCUUCAACUCACCAUCUCCUUGCCCAACGUAUUAACCAUCUUCAUCAUAGUAAUAAUCCCAGAAUCGACUAGAUGGCUAUUGUCCCGCGGGAAAGUUGAACAAGCCGAAGCAAACCUCCAGAGGAUCGCCAGAUUUAAUGGCAAGGAGAUGCCCUCACCCAUCCUCUCCCAGUACCAGACCAACACCUGGACCAAAGACUCGAGCAACUACGAUAUCUGGACCUUGUCUAGACGGACUAAAGUCAAUGCAAAGCUCAGACAGGUUUCCGUAUCAUCGGAUCCUGAUCUCUAUGACCUCACCAAUGGUGAUACAAAGACACUUACUCUGGUGGAGGGGUACAGUAUGAGUAGCAUGGACGCGCUUCCAGAUGGUGGCGUCCUAUUUGGUGAGGAGAAGAGAUUCACAGUCAUUGAUUUGGUCCGGACGCGAAACCUGAGGAAGCUGACUAUCAUCAUGGUGUUUGUAUGGUUUGUAAAUAGUGUUAUCUACUAUGGACUGUCACUAAACACAGAUAGUCUAGCAGGCGAUCCAUAUCUUAAUUUCUUCAUUAGUGGAGCUGUCGAGGUUCCCGCCUAUUUCGUUGCAGCUGGUCUUGUCAAAUGGAUUGGCAGACGUGCUUCUUUGUGUGCUUGUCAUAUAAUCGGUGGAAUAGCCUGUAUAACAACAGAGUUUAUUCCUACUCAAACAGAGGGCGGUACAGAUCUGUCGCCUGUUACUGUGACCGUAGCGAUGGUUGGCAAAUUUUGUAUAUCAGCCUCGUACGCCAUUGUAUUCCUUUAUGCAUCAGAGUUAUUUCCUACAGUUAUCAGGAAUCUUGGAUUGGGUGUUUCGUCAUUUUCAUCUCGAGUUGGCGGCAUCGUUGCUCCUUUAUUGUUAGCGCUCGGAGACUACCAGUAUUGGUUACCAAUGACUAUCUUUGGUUCUCUCUCGAUCCUGGCUGGGGUAAGCGUAUUACCCCUCCCCGAGACACUGGGUCGUACCCAACCACAGACCAUACAGGAUGGUGAAGAUCUACAUCGCAAGGUGGGGACCAAGCAUGCUACUGAUAAGCUACCAUUCGCAGGACACAUCAAUUUAGAAGAUAAUGACACAAAGUUAUGAUUUCUAACAUAAGUUGAGACACCAACCAGGGAGAUCUGCUUGGCCAUAAACUCUAAAUAAACAGAUGCGAGUUAUACACACAAAAAGUUUUCAACAUGGACCUAAAAACCUCCAGAAAAUCGCUCUAUAAAGGGUUCUUUGUUUCAAAGAACUUUUAACAUGUUUAAUGAUUCGAAGAUGUACCAAAAUGGUCCCAAAGAAUCAGUUCGAACCGUAUUUUGGUCAUUUUUGUUAUAAUUAUAAGGUUACGGAAUCGUAUAGGUAACAUCCUUGAUCGACUAUAAUCUCUAAAACCUUAAGCAGGUUUUGGAAGAUACCUCGGUGUACUAAUUCUCACCCAUGAAGAGAACUUUAAGUUUAAAUUGUUAUUCGUGUUUAUGGUGAGAAGGGUAAGAAUACAAAGAUACAGAUCCUUGAUAAUCAUCAUUGAAUAUACUGAUGAUGACAAUAUUAACUUGACUGUUUUCUUUGAGUUUUACAAUUAUGAAUAAACAAUAUAUAAAUGUAGAUAUAUAUAGCAGAAACCACCAUUAUUUUUUUAUGCACCUUACUAAGAGUCAGUGCUGCGUCUUCUACAUGUUAUACAGAAGAAUCCCGCAAGUGCAUUUUGAUCGCCAUUCCUCAGGUCAUGUAAAAAAACCUUUAUGAUGAUGUUAAUGAUUUCAGUCAGUGGCGUAACAGGCGGGGGGCAGGGGGGGGCAAGCUGCCCCCUGGCGGAUUUCACCGGGAAAAUAAAAAAAAAACGGGGAAAAAGGAAAAGGGAGGGAGGGAGAAAGAAAGGGAAAAGGAAAGGAGGAAAAGGGGAAAGUGAAAAGAAAACGAAGAUUUUUUUUUUAUGGAAAAGGAAUGAAAGAAGAAUAUUUGAGAAAGAACAAAUCAUACCGAAAUAGGCCUAUGUAAUGCAAUAGCAUGAUGGGAAAUAAAUUAAAAAGAUGACAAAAUGGCAAACAUUAGCGGGAAAUGAAGGUAGAAUGAAAUUAGUCAAAAGCUAAACUGGAAAACAAAGAAAUAGGGACAAGAAAAAAAUAAUAACACGACCGGGCUGCCGAGGAUUGAAAAUAAAGAGCGGGAAGAAAGAUGGACUGCAUACAACAUUGUGCUAUAAGCUUGCUAAAAAAUAUGCAAAUAAGCUACCGGGGCUUUGCCGCAGCUAGACCCCACACAAUAGGGGCUCUUCAUCUAUAACCUUCAAAUGGCUCUAUAUAAGCCCCCCUUUAGGGACCCUUCCUACAUUAAGCUUUACGUUCAUGGCGUACAGGCGGGGGGGGGGGGUCUUGGUUCCACACCCAAGAGAAAAUAAAAUAAAUUAUAGGUUUGCUCGCUGGCGACUUUUUACAAAUUUUCCCACAUUGCUAUGUUUUGCCCCCUCAAAAUAUUUGGUUUAACUGGGUUGAAUAAAUGUGUUGUGUAAAAGCUAUAUUCUGUAUAUACCCGCGAUUUGAUUAAAAAUAGCGGCAAUCUGCGAGGUUUAAAUGGCUUAAUUUGAUAUCAAGAAGUUCCGGGGGCUCCGCCCCGGACCCCAACCGCAUAGCACUGCCGUAUAUUAGUAUGGAAGGAUUGGGCCAUGGUCCCCAAAAGUUCUACAACCAAGAAAAAGAAAGGAGGGAAGAAAAGCAAAGGAAUGAAGUGUAGGAUAUGAUUUUAUUUACUGAAUAUAAUAUGUCAAAAAUAUCUCUAAGUUAGAUUCUCAUGAAAAGGUGAUUCUUUUUUUUCUCGCUCGCUUCGCUCGCUCGAGACUUAUAUUAAGCAGCUUUUUAGCACAUUCGCCAUACUGCGCCCCUUGUUUGUUUUUUACUCUUCACGCUACUGCCGCAAAGAAUCCUGUUCACAGUGUUAUACAGACCACAAGAAAAAGGAAUGAAAGAGUGAAACAUAUUAUUCUCUGGAUAUCAUGUCAAAAUCUAUCACAAAAUUUGAUUUUUGUAUUAAAAAUGUCAAAAUUUUUGCUCACUUCGCUCGCUCGUAACUUUUUGUAAAAGAUAAAUUCUGCCUGAUACGCAAUGUCUGGCCCUUUCAAUAUCGUCGCCUCAUUACACCAUUACACCCGUUCAUACCAUGAUAUGACCGGGAAAUUUUUGGAUCUUGCCCCCCCUGGCCACCGACCCCUGUUACGCCGCUGAUUUCAGUGUUGUGUCUUGUUCGAUGAUCAUAACUGUCUUGAUCAUUCAAACAUUUGAUAAAUGAAGUGGUAUACUUUCAUUUGAAUCGCGAUUUUGAUAUUUAAUUUAAUUUUAUUCACUUAAACAGGAACUGAUUGUUGUAGACAAAUGUUGAUGGAGGAAAUGUUCACUUGAAUUUUGUAAGAACACGUUCCAAAAUUAGUAACGUCGAUUGAAAUCCAAUGAAUCGCAUGUUAUAUAAAUAUGUCCUCAAUCAAAAUCCUGAAUAAAUAAACUAGAAUGUCUAUUGAA
Molecule: messenger RNA, 4650 nt
Organism: Lytechinus pictus (painted urchin)
Lineage: Eukaryota; Metazoa; Echinodermata; Echinoidea; Temnopleuroida; Toxopneustidae
Product: solute carrier family 22 member 21-like
Exons: 9
Coding region: 395-2239 (614 amino acids)
Biological process (GO): transmembrane transport
Cellular component (GO): membrane
Molecular function (GO): transmembrane transporter activity
Source: RefSeq, a predicted model, not a curated record